AUGAUUCUAUGGGCCUGGGAUCCAGUGCAAAAUUUGUAUUGGGCUUAUUUUCAACUCAAGCGUGGCAAUUGCUCCCUGGACCCCAUAUUUUCCAUCUGCACCCGGAAACGCUACUUGAUGAAGCAAAUAAAAGCUAUGGAAACCAACAUCAAAGAAAACUGUGUUGCACCCAAUAAAGUUGAUGCUCUUCGUAGCGGAAGCAAGGGUCCAAACUCUUCAGAACGAGAGAUAUCUAAUUUAACCCGGAAGAGGUGA
This is a messenger RNA of Sphenostylis stenocarpa, 255 nucleotides long. Lineage: Eukaryota; Viridiplantae; Streptophyta; Magnoliopsida; Fabales; Fabaceae. The record is from the annotation of a GenBank genome assembly.